Molecule: messenger RNA, 3729 nt
Organism: Haliotis rufescens (red abalone)
Lineage: Eukaryota; Metazoa; Mollusca; Gastropoda; Lepetellida; Haliotidae
Product: mitochondrial glycine transporter B-like
Exons: 10
Coding region: 390-1238 (282 amino acids)
Biological process (GO): glycine import into mitochondrion
Cellular component (GO): mitochondrial inner membrane; mitochondrion
Molecular function (GO): glycine transmembrane transporter activity
Source: RefSeq, a predicted model, not a curated record
AAUAUGGGUCUUACGAUAAGGAGCGGAGCCAAGAGAGCACGGUAUUUACAAGUGGAGUGCUCGGUAUAUAAUCACUUUUAGGCAAAGCCAUCAGUUUUGGAGCUGCUAUCUGCGACGUCAGUUAUUAGCCAGCACUAUGGGGGUGACACGCUUUGGUGUUGGCCAUUAUAGGCAGCACUGAACCAGAAAACCUGGACUCGUCAUUGAACAUCUAUGUCUUGACCGUUGUCAUUUCUGUAUAUUACAUCAACAAACAUCGCGACUGCUGGCAUUUAGAAAACACCAUUUGACUUUCAGUGUACGAACUACCUCAAGGGAGAGUUUUAGGAUUGACGUUGAACACACGCAAUCAAGGCACAGCACUGCCAUCAGAUUGUGUUUGGAAAAGAAUGGAUGCAGCCUUAUCCUCUCCAAUAGUGAAAUCAUUUGUGGCAGGAUCCUUCAGCGGAACAUGUUCAACAUUGCUUUUUCAACCUUUAGAUCUUGUGAAAACAAGAGUGCAGUUGUCAAUAAACUUUGGGAAAACACAGGGCAUUGUCAGUGUUUUGACAAAUGUUAUUGAAAAAGACCGCCUCCUUGGACUAUGGAGGGGAAUUGUUCCGUCAAUCACGCGAUGCGUCCCGGGUGUGGGGAUUUACUUUGCUUCUCUACACUGGCUCAGAUCAAAUUUUGGGACUACAGAUCCCCAUCCUGUGGAGUCAUUGCUCAUGGGAGCAACAGCUCGCUCAGUCGCUGCAGUUGCAGUCCUCCCAUUCACGGUCCUUAAGACUCGUUAUGAGAGUGGCAACUUCCAGUACUCCAGUAUGACAAGGGCAUUGGUUAUCACUCAUCAGAAAGAGGGACUGAAAGGUCUGUAUUGUGGUUUGGGACCUACACUGAUGAGGGACGUACCAUUCUCAUCUCUCUACCUCAUGUUUUAUACUCAGCUUAAAAGGACACUGCCAGAAGACAUGCUCCAAGAGAAGUCUUUGCCACUUUUUCACUUCCUGUGUGGCAUUAUGGCAGGGUCUUUGGCAUCCGUGGUUACUCAGCCAGCAGAUGUGAUAAAGACACAUGCACAGCUCAACCCAGCUAUGUAUGGCAACAUCAGAGCAUGUGCAUUGCAUGUUUAUCAGAAGGAUGGUUUAGUUGGGUUUUGGCGUGGAAUCAUUCCAAGAACACUGCGUCGAACCCUUAUGGCAGCUAUGGCAUGGACCAUUUAUGAGCAGGCGAUGAGACAUUUUUCCCUCAAGACGUAGCUCAUCUUCCUCUAAGCCUUCAAUUCAUCACCUGGAGUUUCAUGCCACAGUUUACACAAUUCCAGUAUUGCUGCUGUUGUGAAUAGGUCGUCUUUGUAAUGCUAAACGUGUUUUUUUAACAACACAGUCAGAGUUUGGACCUUGAUGAAGAACCCUUGAAUACGUGUAAUGCUCUUUUUGAAUGCAUUGUGAUCAAUAUAUCUAUGCUUCUAGAUAGACAAUGAUUUAAUGGAUCAUGAACUGUCUGUUAUGCAUGCUAAUGAACAACCUUCAAUUCAUCAUGGUGAUGGAAAGAAAUUUGAAUUCAUUGUGAAGAACAACACCCAUUACAGCUGUCAUUUUGGUCAGAAUGUAUCUAUAUCAGGAUGGACACUAUUGGAUGUGAAGUUUGAUUAAUGGAUUACAACUUUGUCUUUCCUGACGAGUGCUUCCCGGUGAAACAUGGUGAUUAUCAUGUACUGUUGUACUGUAUCCAUCAUACUGGUUCAACAUUGAUGAACAUGGUGAUUAUCAUGUGCUGUUGUACUGUAUCCAUCAUACUGGUUCAACAUUGAUGAAACAGGGUUUUACCUUGACCUACAAAACUAGGGGUCCUGACGACCCCCCAAUUACUUAUCUCAAGGCUCCUUACAGGAAAUAUGAGGGUCAUUUAGUAUAGUAAUGAAAUGGUGCAGUGACUGUUUUAAGAUUUAAGAUUUUAAUUAUUGUAAAAAAUUAGCUACAUUGAAGGAUGCAAUAUAUGUUUGUUUAUGCAUCCAUUCUAAACAUUUGUGCAUACUGGACGCACAUUUCUGCAUUCCUUAAACCAUGCGAAAUAAUAUUUAGCGAUAUGAUGGUUCUCAGUGAAAACCGUGUGCUGACAUUUAUUGGACAGAUGACACAUCUACAUGAAUACUUGGUAAGAAACUUUACAUUAGGGAAAGUGUUAUCCUUUUUUUUUCUGAAAUGUGAUUACAUGUCACUGCCAUUGGGUAACAAUUAUGUUAUUGUGUUAGUGUCUGCAAGGCUGGAUCCAUGGGUCAAGUCUGUGUGUUUUGUACUGAUGGUUCAUUUGGAGAAUUAUUUUUAUUAAUAUAACAGAAGUCUGUAUUGAUGUGCAGACUAGUCAUUGAUGCUAUUCCAUUUCUAUAUUAGUCAUGUUUUGUGAGAGCUUUACAUUUUGUUUAUUUAUAUGCUUGAAGAUGUUGAUGGCGUUUCCUUAUGGAUAAGAUUACCCUUGCAAUUGUGCAGUUGUGCUUUUAAAACAGUUAUUUCAAGCUUGACGAAUAUAAACAAAUGAUUUGAAAACCUUAUGUUUAAGGUAUACAUAAUACAUAAUAUUAAGAAGUAAAGAUUAAAACAUUUGUAGCUUUCAAAUUUGCACUUUUUCAUCUAAAAACAAAUUCAAAUCUAUGGUGACUAGCAGGGAUUAGUAGGGGAAAUGGUUUCAGCAGUCACAUUAAAUCAAACAUUUGAUUUCCCCAUCAUGCUAGUAUGAAGUGCAAAGAUGUAAGGCAGGGUCAGUUGGGCAGAUUCUGCUGACCACAUCUUACUGGGAUUGACAUUGCCCUGUUAAACAAUAAUGACAGUAACUGGUAUGUUUAUGAUACUUUCCUUGACCCAAAACAACAUAUUAUUAUAAGUAACUGAACCCUUGAAUAAACUGUGUAUCUUAUUAUCACAGUAUUGGUAUGCAUCAUUAGUUACAAUGAUAUCUGACUGCCUCUGUGGUCUUGUGGUAGAGCAUCUGUCCGGAGAAUGGAACAUCCGGGGUUCGAUCCCCGGCCGCAUCAUACCAAAAGACUUCAAAAGAUGGUACUUGUUAUCCUGUCUAGCGCUUGGCAUUAAGGCGAUAAAACAAGGACUGUUCGGCUGGGAGUCAGUAUACUGUGUCUGUGUGUGGUAUUCAUGUUAAUGGGCAUGGUUCUCAGUUGGCGAGCACUAUAAAUCGGCAUCAGUCCAGACUAGUACAAGCAGCCACACACACACACGUACAUGCACGUGGCUAUGUAAGUGCAAUAAUCUUGGACACCACAAUAAACCCCAUUUCACCAACAAUGAUGUUGAUUUAUACCAAGAAAGUACUAUUAGUGGAUUUCAGAAUUUUCAUUGUUUGUGUUACAUGAUACAUUGCCAGGUGACAUGUUUACAGUAGCAAAGUUAGAACCUGGUGGUAUCCCUGGUGAUUGAUCGAACUUGUACAUGAUAAGUAUGGUACCCCGGUAAGAUUUCCACUCCAUGUUGAAUCUCUCUAUGCACAUCUCACAGUAAGAUAUAUAUUUAAGUGUGUUAUUAUCUGAUCUCAUGCAUUUGAUAUUGGUUCUGAUUCAACAAGAUUCCCUGGUUAUCAAAGUAGAACAUACUUUCAUCACGAGAAGCUGUUUAGUCCAACUUAAAGUUUUUUGUUUUAUUGGCUUUUAGAAAGCUAUAUGUAUGAUAAAAAUAGAUUUUAUCUUGUUAUCUCAUAGUGAGGUUUAUUAUGAGAAAAUGCAAUAAAUGUAUUUUGAAUGUA